Coffea arabica (coffee) is the source of this 1329-nucleotide messenger RNA. The record is from RefSeq and is a predicted model, not a curated record. Lineage: Eukaryota; Viridiplantae; Streptophyta; Magnoliopsida; Gentianales; Rubiaceae.
AGUUCAAAAAUAUAAUAGUGGGUACCAGCAUCAUGAUUCAAGCACUCAAAAGAAAAUAUGUAUAAAUUUCACUUCAUCAUGGACGCAAUGAUUACUGGAAAGAAGUCAACUCACAAUGAGAACUCAGAUCCCUCAUCUUAUCACUGGAGUGAAAAUGGCAUAGGAUCCAAAGCGCCUUUAACAAAGAUUCCAUGUUUUCAAGUUCCUAAUGAUUGCCAAACAUAUGAAGUUGGAAGUCUUCUCCUCUUACUUGAAAUGAGCCCCCACUUCUAACCCCGACUUCAGAAACCAUUUCGCCUUCAAAGUGGCCGUGCUUAAUAUGAAGAUACCCCAGUUCCUCUAUCGUCUUCUCUGUUAUGGCUUCUACUUUACCACAUUUCAACACCAUUUCACUUUCACCUCCAAGGUUCAAGCUGCAAAAUCAGCUGAUCUCAAGAUCAGCCCUGCAGAAUUCAACUCAAGAUCUAAAAUGGGGCACACUGCAAGUAAUUUCGCAAAUGAGAAGAAAACACGUAAAGCACCAUCUGGACCAAACCCAAGUGGAAACCAUCUCCCACCAUCAAGGCCAUAAAGCGAUCAUUGUACUUAUUCACUGUGGGAACACUAUUUCUCGAAGUUGCAGGAGGUUAGAUGUAUCUUUGUAACUCAGAUGAACUUUAUGCUUAGGAUUAUUGCUUUGUAGAAAAGCGGGUAAUCUUUGACAUUCAAAUCAUGUUUGCUACAUUAGAUAAAUAGCAGUCAGUUCUAAGGAUAGUGAUAUCAAAGCAAAGCAAGAAUUAGAACCAUAAGUAAAGCAUCAGAUUAGUGAAGAAAUCCAGAAGAUCACCACAAGACCAUGCUUUUGCAUCUCAACCUGGAAACACAUGCUUGGAAACAAAGUCUACUCAAGGAUGGAAAUUAACAACCCGUUCAAUAAAAGCCAAAUUUGUGUUAUUCCCUGUGGUUUGCCAAAUAGACAUAAUCUUCUUUCAAAAAGUACGAUUAUGUGGGCAGAAAUGUUCCACUUCUUUAACUUAAUAUUUAGAUGCCAAAGGGUAGCCAAAAAAUGUUCUAGAUUUACGAGAAACAACUUUGCAAGAUUCACUGUGUCUCGCGAUAAAAGUGGUCUUUGAAGCUUUCAAGUACCAAAUACAUACAAUUCGCCGCUAAACUACUAAGUGCUCUUCACUCUGAUAUUGAAUGUCAUAGGAUUUCGUUAAAAUCUGAAAGUUUGUAACUAUACAUAAGGUCUAAUAAACAGAAAAAGCAGCCUUAUUGUCAUUAAUAUGUGGUUUGUUCGAGCUAUCAAAUGAUUGACUAAUUGGUACAGCUAGCACAAUUCCAAAAAAA